UGGUGAAUCACUAGGUACUGGGUUCCAGACUCCAGUGGCAAAAAGAAUGGCUGUUUCAAGGGCUUUGAUGAAAUUGCCUAGGUCACCCAAGAAAUAUGCUGCAGUUUUUGAUGGUCUCACACAAAUAUGCUCCCCAAGAAAAAGUAAAAGCUGUCCAUGACAUACGCUUUCUGCGCCUACCUGAGAGAAGAAAGCUCAUCCUUCUAAACAACAUUAAAGAAAGUAUCAAAACCUAACUACACUCCACCAGCAAAAAAAAAGUCAGAUGUCUAGUGCUCAUAGACAAGUACUCUGCAGUAUCCUUAGUAAGUACAACAAACUCAGAGGUUGUGCUACUCAUUUCUAACAUUUGGUCAAGAAGUUUUAUGUCCAAGUGCAAAUCAGAACAAAUUGCAAGAAAAAAAAUGACGUGAUUGCAUUGCACAAAAUGCCUUGGAAACAAUAUUCAUUUUUUACAGUAGAGGGAACUGAUCCCUCUCAAUCAUCUGUUAGUGCUCAAACAGGAAAACGUUUCAUGCAAAAGCUACUUAACAUAAGAUGCAGUCUUGCUUAUGUGAGUUGUGUUUGAAGAUUUUUCUUUAUAUAGAGGGCAUUAAUAAAUUUCUGAUCAAAAAAGGACACAGAGCUGACAUUAAUAAAUCCAGCUUCAUCACUUGACUUAACUCUAUGCCCAAGAACUAAUGCCAAUUGUUUUCAUAAGCUGCAGUGCAUUGAAAGAUCAUGUAGCAACUGUGGUGUGGAUUUAAUUAACAAGUAUUGAGCCUUUAAAAAAUUGCACAGAUGAAUUAGCAGAGUGGAGUAUAGUAUGUGGUCAAAGAUGACGGAUGAGUAUGUUCAGAGUGAUGGUACACUGCAAAAGGUAUCAAAGUGGCGACCAGUAAAUAAAGAAGGAUCUUUUAAUGACCUAGUGAGAGGUAUUACACCUAACACUAUUGCUUACAGAAAUAGAAGCUGUUUCUGCUAUCCAUACAGAAAUUCAUAUGGCAGUCAGUGCCUGCAUGAUGAAAUAUGUGGCUCUUGGAAGGUGUUCAAACUUCAGAAACAAAAUGUGCAAUCUCAGUCAAAUCUUGAAGACUCUUUGGAUGUCAGUCCCAUAUGCUCAAAUUCAAAGGCCCAAACAAUUUUCUUCACUCAUCAAAAGUACAUUGUAAAUAGCUGUGUGAUUGUCAAGUAUGGGGAAAUAUUCUAUCCAGGUAUAAUUUUUUGCACUGUGUACCUUUUAAUUUCAAUAAACAAGUUCAAAGUAUGUUUUAGAUUGAAGUAUUAACUUUUCAACAUUGCUGGUAAUUUUUUCUAACAGGAGUUGUGAUAGAAGUCCUGGAUGAUCAGCGCAGAAAUAAUUUUUUAAAAAGGCACAGAAAUUAAAGAAAUAUAUAAAUAUAUAAAUAUAUAUAUCCAGAAGUGCAGGACAUACAGUUAGUGUAUGCAGACAUGAUUGUUACUGAAGUGAUGUUGAUACCAAUGGCAAUAGUUUGAGAGUGGAAUGUUUUGAUUUCUGAAUUUGUCAAAUAAAAUUUGUGUACAGUU
This is a messenger RNA of Biomphalaria glabrata, 1527 nucleotides long. RefSeq lists its product as uncharacterized. The record is from RefSeq and is a predicted model, not a curated record. NCBI's taxonomy places the organism in Eukaryota, Metazoa, Mollusca, Gastropoda, Planorbidae. The transcript has 3 exons. The coding region runs from base 806 to 1267 and encodes 153 amino acids.